AUGGAGACGGGGUCCUCCAAGACGUCCAGGCAGAUGGAGCAGUUCUACGCUGCUGUUUCUCUCUGCAGGUGGGGCCGCGGCUUUGGCUUGGUGGAAGGUCUCUUGGGGAAACACAGCGCCUUGAAUCAACCCAACAGCUUGUUUGGCAUCGUCUUCUACACCCUACAGGUGUUGCUGGGCUUCACUCCCCGCACCCUGGCGGCCGUCGCCCUGCUGGGCAGCUCCGUGGUCUCCAUCGCCGGCUCGCUCUACCUGGCCUACAUCCUCUUCUUCGUGCUCCACGACUUCUGCCUGGUCUGCGUCACCACGUACCUGCUCAACGCCGCCCUCCUCUUCCUCAACUACCACCGUCUGGCCUGCCUGAGGCGGAGCGGCCAGCGCCGGGCCAAACCCAAGGGACAGUGAGCGGGGCUGACGGAGCCCCGGCCCCGCCCCCUCCUGGAACUUCAGCUGUGAUAAGGAAGCCUCCUCCAUGGGCCCAUCUAGCCCAGUAUCCUGCCUCCUCUCCUGGGACUCAGCUAGCCCAGUCUCCCACUGCCUCCCUGCCAAACUAGCUCGCUGCCUGGCUGCAUCCAGCCUUCCCACACAAACGGAGGCCUUCCCUGGAUGCAUUCACGUCUUUAGAGGGUUUUUUCCUCCACUUUUUUAUAACAUCCUAGCUGCAUUUUCAAAGGGAAAGAUGGUGGGGAGAUGGAGUUUAGUGGCUUAACAAUGCAGGGAAUCCAGGGUUUCAAAGGGCGACAUGACACACACCCCCAGCAUAGGGACUGAGUGCGAGACCAACCCGCAGGUCAGAUUUCAUCACUUCCAGCAGGGGGCAGAGCGGCUCUUAAAUCUCUUUGAUUUUUUUCUAGCAGGGACCAGCGCGAGAGAGACCCGUAUCCCUAGCGAGACCAACCGAGGCAGGGCUGGCGUCUGAGCUCAGGGACCUCUGUGUCAAUCCAGAGCGACUCCUUUGGAGUCCGGGCUGGAUGGUCAUCUUAAUGAACUCAGCGUGAGCGGAUUAAACAGCAACAUAUCUAACCUGGCAGUGUCCGCAGUACUGUCACUGACCAGCAGGGGGCACUGUGCACAGAGAGCCACAUGCCAUCAAAGUGACCAGCCAGAGCUGUCUGCGUGCAGCUGAUUGGGCACAAAAUCAAAUGUUUGUAUCUGAAAUAAAGUCGUCCUCAGCAAGAGGCAGCAGGGGGCA
This is a messenger RNA of Pelodiscus sinensis (Chinese soft-shelled turtle), 1192 nucleotides long. NCBI's taxonomy places the organism in Eukaryota, Metazoa, Chordata, Testudines, Trionychidae. The record is from RefSeq and is a predicted model, not a curated record.